Peromyscus californicus insignis is the source of this 4017-nucleotide messenger RNA. It is a transcript of the gene Sft2d3, whose product is annotated as SFT2 domain containing 3. Gene Ontology annotation, biological process: vesicle-mediated transport. The record is from RefSeq and is a predicted model, not a curated record. Gene Ontology annotation, cellular component: membrane. The coding region runs from base 1869 to 2522 and encodes 217 amino acids. The transcript has a single exon. NCBI's taxonomy places the organism in Eukaryota, Metazoa, Chordata, Mammalia, Rodentia, Cricetidae.
AUAAAUUAAGACACUGGGAAAACAAUGAAGAAUAUACAAGAUGUAAAGGCCUCCCGUGUUCACGGACUGGCAGAAUUAAUAUCGUGAAAAUGGCUGUCCUGACAAAGGCAAUCUACAGAUUCAGUGCAGUACACAACAAAAUUCCAACACAAUUCUUCACAUAAAUUGAAAAAAAAUCUUCACUUUCAUAUUACAACACAAAAGAUCUAUGAUAGCUCAAACCAUCCUGAACAGCAGCAGAGAGCUGGAGGUAUGACCAUCCCAGAUCCAUCAUGGUGCUGGCAUAAAAACAAACUCAUUGAUCAAUGAGGACCCACAUAAUAAACCCACACUCUGACACCUGUUUUUUUGUUUGGUUGUUUUGUUUUGUUUUCUAAAUAAAGAGGCCAACAAUACACAAUGGAGAAAAGACAGUGUCUUCAACAAACGGCACUGGUCAAACUGGUUAGCUAAAUGCUGAAGAAUGAGAUGAGAUCUUAUCUCUCAGCCUGCACAAAACUCCAAAUGGAUCAAGGACCUUAGACCCCAUACCCUGGAUGUUGUUAAUGAAAGAAACAACUCUCACGUCAAAGGAAUAAGGGAUGUAGUUUAUUCUGGAGCCAAAUAUGAGUGACCAUGGUCUUGAUACACAGAUUUAGGUAACAACUUCAUAAACUUUUUAUAGUAACAGAACAAAGAAAGCCAUAAAGCAAGACACUUUUCAAAUACAUUUGUGGGUAAAAAGCAGGUGGGGAGAACUCUAGGCCUUGGAUGCUAUCUGAAAAAAAAAUGCUUGGCUCUUUGAUUAGUGGGAAAUCAGGGUUCUGAUACGUUAGUACAUUCUAAAAGUUUUUAAAUCUGUUAUCGAGAUGUUAAACCAAGCUUUACGUGAUAGUACAGAAUGUCAGGUCUGACAUGGGGGAAGAGAGUACAAGGAAUAGCUAUUGAGUAGGCUAAAGAUCACCCCAAACAAAUUGUAGUGAGACUCUGCACUAAACUGCUUGCAACACUUUCUGUUUUCCUGACAGAUAAAUUCUCAAAAUACACCCUGAUGUGCUGUCUCGGCAGUGAGAACCGACGCUAACAAGCUUGGGCCUCUCUGAGUGUCGGGAUUACAGGUGUAUGCCACAAUUAUAACGCCACCACUGACUCAUUUCCUGAAUCUUAGUUGUCUGUAGCCCGAAAGUAUUUUAUGGACUAGCAAGAUGACUCAGAUUGUGAAGUUACAAGUGGUUGCUCGAUGUCAUACGGGUGCUGGGAUCUGAACCUGGGUCCACUGCAGGAGCAGCAAAUGCUCUUAAUCACUGAGCCACCUCUCCAGCUCCUUCAUUAGAAUUUUGAGAGAGACGCAGAAAUGUAGACGAGAGAGAGGAAAGAAGAAAGAAAGAAAGGAAGGAAGGAAGGAAGGAAGGAAGGAAGGAAGGAAGGAAGGAAGGAAAGAAAGAAAGAAAGAAAGAAAGAAAGAAAGAAAGAGAGAGAGAGAGAAAGAAAGAAAGAAAGAAAGGAGAGGAAAGAAAUUCCGUGUACCCUUUCCCCAGACUCCUCCAUUUAGCAAAAUUUUAAGUGUUAAAAGUGACAUUGUUAAUAAUAACACCUGACAAUAUUCAUUAUGCCAGCAAAAAUAUGCCCAGUGCAUCCGUUUAUUGCUACAGCGACUCUCAACUAUCUUUUGUUUAUCCCUUGACUAAAACACUCACACGAUCAGGAUCCGGGAGACUAACUACAACACAGCUGUGCAGCCUAUCCGGGACUUCCGCCAAGCCUUGGACACCUCCCUUCCGCCGUGGCCGACCAACCGUCGCCCGAGGAAUCUAGCUACUUCCGCUUUCGGGGGGGGGGCGCCCGAACCCGGAAGCGUCAGCCCCGCUUCCAUCGCCGCUCAGUCCGACAUGGCGGAUCUCCACCGCCAACUGCAGGACUACCUGACGCAGGGGAAAGCGAACAGGCCGGCGGCUGCGGAGCCGCUGCUCGCCGCGAGGGCAGCCGAGGAGCCUGCGGCCGGGGGCCGAGCUGCCGGGGCGUGGCUCGGGCGCGCGGCUCUGCGAUGGCCGUGGGCCGGGAGCCCUGCCGAGCCGCCGCCCGCCGGCUCGCGGUGCCUCCCGACCGUGACUCGCGGGCAGCGCCUGGCGGCCGGCGGCCUGUGUCUGCUGCUGGCCGCGCUCUGUUUCGGCCUGGCGGCGCUCUACGCACCGGUGCUGCUGCUGCGCGCGCGCAAGUUCGCGCUGCUCUGGUCGCUGGGCUCGGUGCUGGCGCUGGCGAGCGCGGCGCUGCUGCGGGGCGGCCCGGCCUGUGGGCGCCUGCUGCGCGGCGAGGAGACGCCUUCGCGCCCCGCGCUGGGCUACGCGGCCGCUUUGGGCGCCACGCUCUACGCGGCCCUGGUCCUGCGCAGUACGGUGCUGACGGCGCUCGGCGCCUGCGCACAGGUAGCCGCCCUGCUCUACGCGCUGCUGGGGCUCCUACCCUGGGGCAGCGUGACGGCCCUACGCCUAGCGCUGGGUCGCCUGAACCGUGGGGCGGGCCUAGCCAACGCUCUCCCGGUGUGACAGCCCCGGUCUCAGGAAGCGGAACCAGCCGGGCGAGCGACGGUGCAGGCGCCGCCGCACUCCACGGUACCCAAGCGUGCAAGGACGAGGCACCAACUGGACUGUGCUGCGGAGUCCCUGAGCUUGGAGCACCUGCCACGAACUGACCCCAGGCUGGCGGUCUCAAAAGGUCCUUGGGCUUCAGCAUUCUGAGGUUCGAGGCAGCAUGCUCCCCGAAAAGACUGGAUUACCUGAUUGGUAAACACUGUGCUGUGGAACUGUUUUCCAACUAACUGGCUUUACAUUUAAGGGAGGAAAAGAAAAACAAAUAGCUUUUUGACUUGGCUGCUUUCGUGGCUUUGGAAGAACUGCCAUCUCCUCUUUGUCAUUUAAAAAAAAAAAAAGCAGUGGUAUACGUGGUUGAACCUAAGGUUUCCGUUUUGCCGCUCCUUUUCAAAGCCUCCUUUUUGCUAUUCACUGUAAAUCAAUCCAGAUUAUCAGAUUAAACACUAAAUUUAGCCACUGGAUUUAAAAUAGUGAGUAGUUAAUACAUUCUACCUCAGGUUUUUCUUCUUCAGUUAAGUAGUAAAUACGGUGCUUUAUAAUAUUUAAGGAAAAUUAAUCGUAAAAGCAAUACACCAAAGAGCAAUUUCCUGGAUCAAGAGGCUAGAUAUCCAGUAUGAUGCGUGCAAAGUUUGCAAGGGUUUCUGCUUAGGAAUCCUGGGACUACAGGAAAAUCUUACAUCUGCAGUUAUUGUAUUUGCUAUAAACGAGGUUUUGCCAAGUGUUCACUAUUCCUAACAUUAUUGCUUUUUAAAGUACUAUACAAUUUGAUAAUAAUGCAAUGUAAAAUGCUUUUCAUAUAUAAUUGUUUUUGUUGUGCUGGGGUGAAUCAACAUUUAAAUCUAUCACAAUCUAUUGUCAAAAACUGGAUUCAGUAUUGAGUCUUGAUACACUAGCAAGUGAAGUGUAUUUAGAAGCUUAGAAUUUUAUCAGUGGUUCUCAGACCACAUUUCAUCAGUUCAUUUGUAAUACUGGUGAACUGUAUAAUGUUUUCAUGUUCAGCUAAAUUGAGAACCACUUCUGUGUACUGACUGACUUGUACAACGUGAAAGUUAACUGGUUUCCAGGCUGCCCAAAUGUUGCCUUAACAGGAUAAGGUCAGACAUCAGCAAAUUGCUACUUGCUGCAGUCCCCCAUGUGAUUCCAUAUUGGCUAAUAACCCCUCCAUAGACUUCCCAGCUACCAUUCUCUCCAGCGCUCCCAGGCAGUAAAUAGGGCUACCUACCACUCAGGAAAAGAAAGGCUGUUUGCAAGUAGUGAUGUGCACAUUUUUUAAUGUUACUAUACUUAAGAUAUUAAAAUUGUCUCAGGAAUUCAUUACUUGAAAGUAAGUUUUAUAAACUCUAAGCACAACAUCUUACAUUUUGACAGCAGUAUUUAAAAUGCUAUAUGUAAAUAUUUAAUGUAUAAUGUAGAGGUUCUGUUUAUAAAUUAAUUCAUUCUCAAAAUGUGA